GUUGAAGAUUUCAUCAAACAACUGCAAAAACCUCCUCCGAGCAUGAAUCAAACGCCUAGCGCAGUCAUCUGACACUUUCUUACGUUCUUAAACCAAGGCACUGCCAAUGGAUAUGUGCCUGAAUACCCCACGAUCGCCCCCCCAUUGCCGGCCAUGAGUAUGGUCCAGGCGUUGGUUGCUCCCCACACGCUUACCCCGUGCAAAAACCUCCUCCGAGAUGUACCAAAACCACCAACAGAAUGCCAUCUAGCACAAUGUUUCUCUGUGCGAAAACCUCCUCCGAAUAACAAUUAAAACCUCCAUAGUCUUUCACACAAUUGAAUAAAUAUCCAAAGUUGCAGCAGGCCCCAACAUGUCUCAAUCAAUCCAGCCUUCUCUUCUCUUCUCACCCAUCGCAUUCUCCAGGCCUUCCUUCUCACCACGUCUUAAACCGAUUUCUACCUUGCACAAUGGCACCACGUAAACUCAGAAUCGCAGCAGCUGGCCUUGGCCGUAUGGGUCACCGCCAUGCUCUCAACUUCCUCAACCGCACCCCCCGAGCCGAGCUUGUCGCUGCUUUCACGCCUGACCCGAAAGAAUUGCAAUGGGGCAAGCAACAUCUCGAGCCCUUUGGUGUGACCCUCUACGACGACUAUGAUAAAAUGCUUGAGCACACUGCGCUUGAUGCCGUUGUUAUCGGCACUGCAACCUCUGUGCAUGCGGAAGAAGCCAUCAAAGCUAUGGAGAAGAACUUACAUGUCUUGUGCGAGAAGCCUCUCUCCACCAGCAUCGAGAUUUGUCGCGAAGUUGUUGAGGCCGCGAAGAAACGACCACAUCUGAAGGUCAUGUGCGGCUUCUCGCGCCGAUUUGACGACAGCUACCGUGAUGCCUUCAACAAGGCCGAGCAAGGCCUCAUCGGACGACCAACAAUCUUGAGGUCCCAAACUUGCGAUAAGCAUGAUCCCUCCGGCUUCUUUGUCGAGUAUGCUGCCUGGUCUGGCGGUGUCUUUGUCGACAUGGCUGUCCAUGACAUCGAUUUGACCCUUUGGUUCUUCGGAGAUGAUAUCGUGCCCAAGUCUAUCUCUGCCCAUGGUGUGGUAGCCGUCCAGCCGGGCCUCAAGCAACACAAGGACUAUGACAACGCAGUAGGCAUUGUUGAGUUCUGGAACGGAAAGAUCGCCCACUACUACUGCUCUCGCAUGAUGGCACACGGCCAGGAGGAUGUGACCGAGAUCAUCGGUACGGAGGGCAAGCUCAGCGUCAAUCUCAACCCUCAGAACAACCUUGUCAAUUACUACCAUGCUGGCGGUAUUACCAGGGAGAUUCCUGCACAUUAUUACGGAAGGUUCGAGAUGGCCUUCGUGCGUGAGGCAAAUGAAUUUGCCGCCGCGUGCCUUGACGAUACACCUCUUCCUAUGAAGCUCAGGAAUGCAGUCAAGGCUGUCGAAAUCGGUGCAUGGCUUCAGGAGGCUCUGGUCUCUGGCAAGCAAAUUCAUUUCGAUGAGACAGGAAGGCGGGUUGAGAAGGCAAGCCUAUAAGGAGAUUGCGCAGAGUAG
Molecule: messenger RNA, 1535 nt
Organism: Aaosphaeria arxii CBS 175.79
Lineage: Eukaryota; Fungi; Ascomycota; Dothideomycetes; Pleosporales
Product: NAD(P)-binding protein
Exons: 3
Coding region: 450-1517 (355 amino acids)
Biological process (GO): NADPH regeneration
Cellular component (GO): cytoplasm
Molecular function (GO): nucleotide binding; oxidoreductase activity
Source: RefSeq, a predicted model, not a curated record